Messenger RNA from Anneissia japonica, 2011 nucleotides. Its product is annotated as stearoyl-CoA desaturase 5-like. Gene Ontology annotation, molecular function: iron ion binding; stearoyl-CoA 9-desaturase activity. The transcript is spliced from 6 exons. Gene Ontology annotation, cellular component: endoplasmic reticulum membrane. Gene Ontology annotation, biological process: unsaturated fatty acid biosynthetic process. Lineage: Eukaryota; Metazoa; Echinodermata; Crinoidea; Comatulida; Comatulidae. The coding region runs from base 219 to 1172 and encodes 317 amino acids. The record is from RefSeq and is a predicted model, not a curated record.
UCAUGGCAUGAUUCUUAUACAUGAAUGGAUAUGCUCGUACGAUAGAUUUAUGCUUGGUUUAUUCGUUUGGCUGUUCACCAACGUCGAGUGUGUAGUUAUUAUUGUAUGUUCAGCGAACAAACCCAAAGGCCAACUUGAAUUCAAAACAGUAUUGUUUAAUAGGCCAGGACUUUUUUGCAGUUGAAUCUCACCUUCAACAAUCUCUUGUUUGGAUAAAAAUGGCACCACACAACGAAUGCAACCGAGCGGAGCUAUUAUCAACGUCAGGGGAUCAGGUUAUUGAGGGCGUCGCUAGAAAACGCCAUCACAGUGACAUCGUCUGGAGGAAUGUUCUAAUCAUGGGGUUCAUCCAUCUUAGUGCCGUAUAUUCGUUCUUAUUCGUGACUUGGAAAUGUCAUUGGCUUACGUUAGUAUGGGCUGUCAUCUUGUAUUUACUGAAUGGUCUUGGUAUAACGGCUGGGGCACAUAGGCUAUGGGCCCAUCGAAGCUACAAGGCAAAGUUACCUCUGAGGAUUUUUCUUGCCGCAUGCAAUUGCAUUGCAUUCCAGAAUAGUAUAUUUGAAUGGGCACGUGAUCAUCGCGUACAUCACAAGUACUCUGAGACGGACGCCGAUCCCCACAAUGCAAAGCGAGGGUUCUUUUUCUCUCACGUUGGUUGGCUACUGGUUCGUAAACAUCCUGACGUCACUAACAAAGGAUCUCGUCUGAAGAUGGAUGAUCUGUUGGCAGAUCCUGUCGUACGAAUCCAGAAAAAGUACUAUUUCAUCCUCAUGCCGCUUAUGUGUUUUGUAUUGCCAACGAUCAUACCGACACUUUGGAAUGAAUCUUUAUGGAACGCCUACUUCGUUGCUGCCGUUCUACGUUACUGUAUCGCAUUGAAUUGUACUUGGAUGGUGAAUAGCUUUGCUCACUUUUGGGGAAAUAGACCAUACGAUAAGCAUAUCAACCCAGCACAGAACAGUUUUGUAGCAGGCUUGUCUCUCGGCGAAGGCUGGCAUAACUAUCACCAUACCUUUCCAAACGACUACCGCACAGGCGAGUUCGGCUGGAAGCUCAAUCCAACCACGAUGCUUAUUGACUGUAUGUACGUUCUAGGCCAAGCCUACGAUUGCAAUGAGAUCAAACAUGAAGUCAUUGAUGCCCGGAGACGUCGGACAGGAGACAGAAGCUAGGAACAGAUAGAAUACUGUAGGCCUAGCAUUUUUAUCCUGUUUAUAUUUUAUUUCAAUAUCUAGAAUAGAUUUAUAUUGACUCAUAUUUGUCAGUCUUCAAGCUGAGUUUCCGUUAUCUUAAAAUAUUAAUAAUAAUUAUGUACAAAACAGAUUUCAGUAUUCAGUCAGUAGAACAACUUUUGUAAACAUAGUCGUAACUGUUAUUAAAAUGACCGAUUAUGUAAUUUCCGCGUUUAAACAAUAAUAACGACAAUUACUGCUAAUAUUUAUGGUAUCGAUAAUGAUGAUGACAAUAAUAAUAUUAAAAACUAUAAAAUAAAAGUAUAGUAAUGAUGAAAAAGUGAUAAUGAUUAUAAUAAUAAUAAAAUAGGGCUAAUGAUGAUGAUUAUUGCGAUGAUCAUAGAGACAAGCAUGAUAACGAUUAACGUUAACUAUAUAGAUAAUUAUAAUAAAUAAAAGUAAUAAUAAGUAUUCCCCUUCAUCCACAAAAGUAUUAUGUUAUAUUUCGUUUAUUUAUUUGUCGACGCAUAAGAGGAAUUUUAAAUCAGUUGUUUAAAUUGCAGGCAUAAGUUGUAAUCAAUUUGAUAGUACGGUAAUGAGGAUAAUUAAUAAUCUAUAUGAUUAUUAAUUUGUAAUAUUGUUAAUGAGGACUGCAAUAAUAAUAGUAUUACAAAUACGGAUGAUUCACGAUUAAAAUAAAAAUUAAGAUAAUUAUUAUGAGUAUAAGAACAUAAUAAUAAUUGUAGACAAUUAUAAAGAUAGCAUGCUAGUAAUGAAAAAAGAAACAUUUGAGCAGAUGUUGGAAUCAAUAAAAUACGCCUAGCGAAAGAAACACCAUA